AUGCCCUACGUCCCAGAGCAAUGGUCAUUCGACGAUGUCGUCAAACUCACCAAAAUCAGCCCAGCCUACUGGCGAGCAACCUUCAACGCUCCCCCCUUGAACCUCUUCACGCCGCGAACCUACAAAGCCUUGCGCGUGCUUAUCGAGAUGCUUGAAAAUGACCGAGCCGUCAAGGUCAUCGUCUUCGAUAGCGCCUCUGAAGAGUACUUUAUCGCUCACUACGACCUGCUCGCCUCUGAAGGCAAAACCGAGGGCGAAGAAACUUCGGUCGUCUCCGACUGGGCAAACUUUGCGCUUCGCCUUGCGCGUGUUCCUGUCGUUAGCAUUGCGCAAGUAGCUGGCCGCGUUCGCGGUCACGGAAGCGAAUUCAUCCUCGCAUGCGACAUGCGCUUCGGCAGCAUUGAAAAGGCCAUCUUUGCACAGCCGGAAGCCGGUGCGGGGGUUCACUGUGGCGGAGGAGGCAUCGAAUGGCUCCCCCGUCUGGUCAAUCGCUCGCGAGCACUGGAGAUUCUCCUAGGCGGCGACGACAUUGAUGCCGUGACCGCUGCUCAAUACGGAUACAUCAAUCGAGCUAUCAAAGAUGCAGAGUUGUCUUCCUUUGUGGACAAUUUCGCGCGGAGGAUUGCGGGCUUUGAUCGGAAGCCUUUGCUGGAGACGAAGCGCGCGGUGAAUGACCGUGCGGGACUGCCGCGGCUUACGGAUCUUUUGGCGUCGAUGCAGGAUUUCGUGAGGGCUACGAAGUGGCCGGAGACGGAGAGGCGGGUGAAGACGCUGUUUGAGAUGGGGUUGCAGCAGGAUGGGCCUGGGGAGAGGGACUUGGGGAGGUUGCUUCAUGAGGCGUCGGUGAGGAUGUAUGGGAAUGAGGAGGAUAAGUGA
Molecule: messenger RNA, 876 nt
Organism: Trichoderma citrinoviride
Lineage: Eukaryota; Fungi; Ascomycota; Sordariomycetes; Hypocreales; Hypocreaceae
Product: ClpP/crotonase
Exons: 1
Coding region: 1-876 (291 amino acids)
Source: RefSeq, a predicted model, not a curated record